GUCCUCUCGGCCGGAUGACUGACAGCGCCGGGGGGGAAGCCCCCUUCCUUCUCCCUGCUGCGCAACUUUGGAGCUCCUCUCCAGGGCGCGCGUCUCGGCGGCGACCGGACCGGCGUACGUCUUUCUUCCAAGGCCCGGAGCCUGGGGCGGCGGCGGCGGCAGUGUAUCUACUUCAAAGAGGGAGAGAUAUUUUGAAACCUAGGAGUCUUCAGAAUGUCGUACAGAAAAGAACUAGAGAAAUACCAGGAUCUGGAUGAAGAUCGGAUCCUGGCAGCGCUGACUGAAGAAGAAAUCAAGAUGUUAGAGGAAGAAAUGGUAGAGCUCGAUCCAGAUAAUGCGUUGUUGCCUGCAGGAAUGAGACAGAGAGACCAGACCAAGAAAACACCCACCGGCCCAUUUAAAAGGGACGACCUUCUGGCGCACUUGGAGAAGCAGGCCACCAGUACCAAAGACCGAGAGGAUCUGGUUCCUUUCACAGGAGAGAAAAGAGGGAAAGCCUGGGUCCCCAAGCAGAAGGCUAUUGAUCCUGUCUUGGAGAGCGUGACUCUGGAACCAGAACUGGAGGAGGCGCUAGCAAAUGCUUCCGAUGCUGAGCUUUGCGACAUUGCUGCUAUUCUUGGCAUGCAUACCCUGAUGAGUAACCAGCAGUACUAUGGGGCACUUGGAACCACAACCAUCGUCAACAAGGAAGGCCUAGACAGUAUAAUUAAGCCUACACAGUAUAAACCAGUUCCUGAUGAACCAAAUUCAACUGAUAUAGAAGAAACCUUAGAAAGAGUGAGAAACAAUGAUCCGGAACUUGAAGAGGUCAAUCUCAACAAUAUUAAG
Messenger RNA from Gekko japonicus, 828 nucleotides. RefSeq names its product tropomodulin-1-like. Lineage: Eukaryota; Metazoa; Chordata; Lepidosauria; Squamata; Gekkonidae. The annotation marks the transcript as partial. Gene Ontology annotation, biological process: pointed-end actin filament capping; muscle contraction; myofibril assembly. Gene Ontology annotation, cellular component: myofibril; striated muscle thin filament. The record is from RefSeq and is a predicted model, not a curated record. Gene Ontology annotation, molecular function: tropomyosin binding. The transcript is spliced from 6 exons.